Messenger RNA from Procambarus clarkii (red swamp crayfish), 2279 nucleotides. The record is from RefSeq and is a predicted model, not a curated record. NCBI's taxonomy places the organism in Eukaryota, Metazoa, Arthropoda, Malacostraca, Decapoda, Cambaridae.
AUGGUGGGCGGACUGGAACCGACAGGGACGGUCACAGAGGAAACCCUGCGCCUGAUGAGUGCUCCUCGCUGUGGGGUGAGGGACAAUUUCCACGGCUCCUCUGCCACAAACUUCUCAGACCACCACGUAAGAAGCAAACGCUACAUCAUGCAAGGAUCCAAAUGGAAGGUGAAGGAUCUCACCUACAGGAUAACCAAGUAUCCUUCCAUGCUGUCUAAGGCAGAUGUCGACAAGGAAGUCUCCAUAGCCUUACAAGCGUGGGGAGACGUGUCAGGGCUGACCUUCCAGAAGAAGAAUUCUGGGAAGGUAAACAUUGAGAUUCGCUUCGUGAGGCUUGAUCAUGGGGACGGGGACCCAUUUGACGGUCCAGGGGGCGUGCUGGCUCACGCCUUCUUCCCCAUGUAUGGCGGAGACGCCCACUUCGACAGCGAUGAGUCCUUCACCGUCAACUCGUACAGCGGCACCAAUCUGUUGCAGGUGGCGGCGCACGAGUUCGGCCACUCGCUGGGUCUGGCUCACUCUAAGGUCAGCAAUUCUCUCAUGGCUCCCUUCUAUAAGGGUUACGAUCCUAAUUUCGCCCUCCACAGCGACGACAUAAAAGGUAUCCAGGCGCUCUACGGCAAGCCUGGGAGCAGUCAGAGAACCGCCAGUGGGUCUGGGGAGAGUGGCGGGCAGGAGGAAGGCUCCGGACCAAGCGGUGACUUGUGUAAUAAUGAAAGCAUCAACACUAUGUUUACCUCAGCCGAGGGUACAGUGUACGUCUUCAAGGGAGACAAGUACUGGCUGCUGACCGGCUCCGGUGUUGCUAAGGGCUACCCAAGACCCAUCACAGACCAGUGGGAGGAGCUGCCCAGUGACUUGGAUGCUGCCUUCACAUGGAGUAAUGGAAGAACAUAUUUCUUUAAGGGCAGCAUUUACUGGCGCUACAGUAAUCAGCAGUUAGAGAAGGGCUACCCGAAGAAGAUAAGCAGCGGCUUCUCCGGCAUUCCCGACUCCCUGGACGCGGCCACUCCCUCCUUCGCAAAUGGCGUCAUCUACUUCUUCAAGGGCUCUCAGUACUGGCGCUUCUCAACAAAGUCGAGGAGGAGGAGUGCGGUCCAGAAGAGCUUGUCCACCUGGAGGGGUCUUCCCAAUAACGUAGAUGCUGCUAUUCUCUAUAAUCAAAACGCCUACUACUUCUUCAAGGGUGGAAACUAUUGGAGGGUGAGUGAGGCGGAAUCCGGUGUGGACGACGACGACCCAGCCUUCCCGCGUCCUGCUGGCAACUGGUGGUUCGGCUGCCAGACCCAGAACACAGCUGGCCUCCAGAUGGUCCCACAGGUCACCAGUGUCUCUCACGACAACUGUGAUAAGUUUGACGCAGUGAACCUAGAUGAGGGGAACAGCUACUAGGGAUACAUUACAACCUAUCCGUCUCAACUUAUCCAAGUUGAUCCUUCAAUCCAGUGUCCUGCGAGUUGGAGAAGCUUAAUCCAGUUGUCUACUGCCUGACUGUCGAUUGACUGAUUGAUUAAGAUUAAGCCACCCAAAAGGUGGCACGGGCAUGAAUAGCCCGUAAGUGGUGGCCCUUUUGAGCCAUUACCAGUAUCAAGAGCUGAUACUGGAGAUCUGUGGAGGUGCUACUGCACCCUGCGUGACGGGAGAUGUCUCCCGUGGCCUGAAUGUCGUGUUGGGGCCGUGUAUAUACGGCCUCCAUAGUCACCCUGCUGCUGGUGUCUCCUCACCCUCUACUCCUGAUUUGCCACUCCGUAAAAAUCCCAAGCUCCUAAUCUUCUUAGAGACUCACAUAUCCAAGGGACCAACCAACCUAAGCCAUCAAGACGACAAGACGAUGCAUAGAAAAUGUAAAUAUUUGUGAGCAGUAACUUUUCUUAAUAGGUUGCAUUCGUACCGUUGGUUACAGUAACGACAAAACACGAUUAAUUAGUUAAGAGAACGUGUUGUACAACGUUGUAUGUCGGCCACUUGUCUAUGCUCGUCGCCGGCUAUUGAUUGUGUCCAAGAAUUGUAGCCGAGACCUGCCUGUACAACUACCUUUAUUUUAUGUCUCUUACCUGCUCCUCACUUCUCCUCUCACUCUGUUACCUUCUUUAUUGGCCCUGUCCCUUUUUCUCUUCUAUCACACCACCUGAUAAUGGUCCAGGAUGGACCGAAAUGUUGGUAUUUCUUCAUUUUCUGAUGUGUGAUUUGGUCACCAUGUGACAUCUGCUGACGAGGGCACUGAUGUAUACACCAAGGGGAGCCGGUCGGCCGAGCGGAAAGCACGCGGGACUUGUGAU